This is a messenger RNA of Symbiodinium sp. CCMP2456, 1851 nucleotides long. Lineage: Eukaryota; Dinophyceae; Suessiales; Symbiodiniaceae. The record is from the annotation of a GenBank genome assembly.
AUGUGCGCUACUCAGGCGGCCCUUAAUGUUGGACAUGAGCAACUGCGAAAGGACUCCAACUUCUUGAGCUGGGAAGCCUCCGAAACUCUCCGCAAUCAGCUCUAUGUGCUGGCCGCAGUUUGCUGCUUUGCCUUGGCGGGCUCCCUGGUGUUCUUCUGGACCUCCACGCCCGGAUCGGACAGGAAAGAGAUCGACGAGCCGGAGGCCGUGGAAGCUGCCAUCCCUGCCAAGGUGGUUGAGGAAGCCGGCCCGUCUCUGGCAGACUAUGAGGAUCUCGUGAAGUCGGUGAUGCAGCGCACAGCAGACCACCUCGGACCGAAAGUGGCUAAGGGCGCACAGGUGCAGAGCAUUGUGAACGACAAGGUCGGCUCGCUUGCCGAUAAGGCCAAGGCUUUCGUGAUGACAGAGCUCACAGACACAGUGGGCUCAGUGGCAACUGCCUUGCAGAUGGAGGAGUUCAUGGUGCUGGUGGAUGACGAUGCAGCAGUGGCGGCCAGCUUCCCGCCCCUCUCCGUGCUCUUGGCUGGCCUUCUCGUGCCCGCGAACCUGAACUUGAACAUUGCCUGCCACCUGUUGCAGACAUUCAUCGUCCUCCUGCCGGUCUUGUGCGUGGUGGGCUACUCUGAGUAUGCCGACGCAGACCAUCCCUGUAAAUCGAUUCCGGGACUCAGGCUUUGGGCCAGGACCGUGGGUGUGAUCGCUGGCCUAGUAACGCUCGCCCGUCUCGUGCUGGCUAUCAAAUGCUUGUUGGCCAAGUCCGCCAUUCGCCGCAAGAACGAGGAGAUGAAGGAGCAGCUCGCGAAGGCCACGGGCCAUGCCAGCUCCACCGGGAUUGAAGAGUUGAAGCAGCUGUUCCUGUUCUACGCCACCACGCUGCAGCACGCAGUGGUCUGCGAGGGCAAGUGGCUCUUGACGACUUUCUUCAACACCUACCUCUACUUCGCUUACAUGUUUGUCCCGGGAGUUGUUGCAUUCCAUCCCUCUGCUGCGGACGAGUCCAGCUACUGUGCUGCCUGGGUCACGGUCUGCGCGGCAAAGAUCUCCGUCCUGUUGGCCGUCCUGUUCUUUUUCGUGAACGUGAUGACAGUCUUCUGCUGGGCAUCUGAGACGGUGUUGAGCAUGGAGAGUGUGUCCUCCAAGAUCAUUGCAAAAGCGAAGGCCUUCGACAAUGUUGGCCUUGGCCUUCCCGUUGCACAGCUUUUGGUGAAGGUGUUGCUCCUUCGCGGAUCCACUGACAUCCUCUGCGCCCGCUUGGCAGUCCACCUCCGCGAGAAGGAUGGUCUCUCUCAGGAGCUUGUCGAGACAGAGAGCCGCCUCGCGCAGCUGAAGGCAGAGAUUGAGGCGAAGGAUAAACAGGUGGAGGCCAUCAAGGCCGAAAUGAGCUCGGAUGGUGCAGGCCUUGAGGCUGCCAAGAGCCGCGGAGAAGAGGUCAUCCAGUCGGCCCGCGAAAAGUCUGCUGUCUUGGAACAGCAGAUCGCCGAGGCGGCUGCCAACCCGGAUUCCCAGGACAUGUUGAACACGCUGAAGUCCAUGAUGGACAAGGCUUUCGAGGCUGCUGACUCUGCGAAAGACCAAGCAGAACGAAUGGCGACCCAGGCAGCUUCCACGGCCGGAGAGUAUGCAGCAGCAGCAGAGGAUUACAAGGCCGUCGCUGAGAAGUACGCUGGCCAGGCAGCUUCUGCCGCUGGAGAGUACGCAGCAGCAGCCGGGGCAGCAGCCGGAGACUACCAAGCGGUCGCUGAAAAGUAUGCUGGCCAGGCUGCGUCUGCCGCGAAGGAAGCUGCGAGUGGGUUGCAGGACAAUGACUAUGCUGACAAGGUCAAGAACCUGGGCCAGACCUUUGGCCGCUGA